Piliocolobus tephrosceles (Ugandan red Colobus) is the source of this 1964-nucleotide messenger RNA. RefSeq names its product chordin like 2 (gene CHRDL2). Lineage: Eukaryota; Metazoa; Chordata; Mammalia; Primates; Cercopithecidae. The coding region runs from base 260 to 1504 and encodes 414 amino acids. The transcript has 10 exons. Gene Ontology annotation, biological process: negative regulation of BMP signaling pathway; cell differentiation. Gene Ontology annotation, molecular function: BMP binding. The record is from RefSeq and is a predicted model, not a curated record.
CCGGACCUUCCUCCGUCUCUCCAUCUCUCCCUCCUUUCCCCGCGUUCUCUUUCCACCUUUCUCUUCUUCCCACCUUAGUCCUCUCUUUCUGCCCUCCUUUCCUGCCCACCGCUGCUUCCUGACCCUUCUCCGACCCCGCUCUAGCAGCAGCCCUCCCGAGAUCUGUGGGUUGAUCUGUGGCCCCUGUGCCUCAGUGUCCUUUUCGUCUCCCUCCCGACUCCGCUCCCGGACCAGCGGCCUGACCCUGGGGAAAGGAAGGAUGGUUCCCGAGGUGAGGGUCCUCUCCUCCUUGCUGGGACUCGCGCUGCUCUGGUUUCCUCUGGACUCCCACGCUCGAGCUCGCCCAGACAUGUUCUGCCUUUUCCAUGGAAAGAGAUACUCCCCCGGCGAGAGCUGGCACCCCUACUUGGAGCCACAAGGCCUGAUGUACUGCCUGCGCUGUACCUGCUCGGAGAGCGCCCAUGUGAGUUGUUACCGCCUCCACUGUCCGCCUGUCCACUGCCCCCAGCCUGUGACAGAGCCACAGCAGUGCUGUCCCAGGUGUGUGGAACCUCACACUCCUUCUGGGCUCCGGGCCCCACCAAAGUCCUGCCAGCACAAUGGGACCAUGUACCAGCACGGAGAGAUCUUCAGUGCCCAUGAGCUGUUCCCCUCCCGCCUGCCCAACCAGUGUGUGCUCUGCAGCUGCACCGAGGGCCAGAUCUACUGCGGCCUCACGACCUGCCCCGAACCAGGCUGCCCCGCACCCCUCCCACUGCCAGACUCCUGCUGCCAAGCCUGCAAAGAUGAGGCAAGUGAGCAAUCGGCUGAAGAGGACAGUGUGCAGUCGCUCCGCGGGGUGAGACAUCCUCAGGAUCCGUGUUCCAGUGAUGCUGGGAGAAAGAGAGGCCCGGGCACCCCAGCCCCCACUGGCCUCAGUGCCCCUCUGAGCUUCAUCCCUCGCCACUUCCGACCCAAGGGGGCAGGCAGCACGACCGUCAAGAUUGUCCUGAAGGAGAAACAUAAGAAAGCCUGCGUGCAUGGCGGGAAGACGUACUCCCACGGGGAGGUGUGGCACCCGGCCUUUCGUGCUUUCGGCCCCCUGCCCUGCAUCCUAUGCACCUGUGAGGAUGGCCGCCAGGACUGCCAGCGUGUGACCUGUCCCACCGAGUACCCCUGUCGUCACCCCGAGAAAGUGGCUGGGAAAUGCUGCAAGAUUUGCCCAGAGGACAAGGCGGACCCUGGCCACAGUGAGAUCAGUUCUACCAGGUGUCCCAAGGCACCAGGCCGGGUUCUCGUUCACACGUCGGUAUCCCCAAGCCCAGACAACCUGCGUCGCUUUGCCCUGGAACACGAGGCCUCAGACCUGGUGGAGAUCUACCUCUGGAAGCUGGUAAAAGGAGGAAUGGACGAAGAAAGUGGAGCUGUUCAGCCUGGAGAAGAGAAGACUCAGGGGGACAGGACUGCUGGCUUCGUGGCUCUGAAGGGCUGUCCCAGGCAGAGGGAGCAGCCGUGUUCUGAGUGACCACAAGGGUCAAACAACAAGCAGGGGCUUUGGGUUCGAAUCCCAGCUCUGCCAGUUUGAAUCCAGACUGUGCUAUACCUUAGCUGUGUGGCCUUGGGCAGUCACGUGAUCUCUCUGGGCCUCAGGUUUCUCUUCUGUAAAGUAGGGAAGAGGGUUUUUGGAGGAUUAAAUGACAUGACAUCAGUGCAGCCCCUGACAUACAGCAGGCACUAGAAAUGUUAGUCUUCUCAUGCCACCACAUUGGGUUGGUGAGAAAUGCAGAGAGGCAGCUUUCAGCUCCAAGACAGGAAGAACUUCCUCAUGCUUAGAGGCUUCUGCCAGUGGAAGGGAGGGAGCAAGCUCCACUUACGAGAAGCGUGCAAGCAGGGGCUGGUGGGGAUUCUGUCUGCAGCUGGGGAGUUAGAUUCAGUAACCCUUAAAAUUUUUUGAGCCUUAAGAUUCCAUCAGUCCCGGCUGGGCC